AUGGUGUCAACAAUCGGUGGCCCUUCUACUGUCGCUGCUGCCGCUGUGGCCGGUGCUGCGGGUGCGGCAACCACCAUCAGCACCACUACUGAUGCGACACAACUGUUCAUCAACACAACGCUUGACUCAUGUGCCCUUAAAUAUGAAGAGUUCGUUAUACCGACUACAGUUCCUUACUGCAACUGGACCUGGGAUAGCAUACUAUGCUGGCCACCAACGCCGGCCAAUUUGACAAUAAGACAGCGAUGCCCUUCCGGACACGGAAUCGAUACCUCAAAGUUUGCCGAACGACGAUGCAGUGCCGAGGGACAGUGGGAAGGGAGACCGGGCUCCCCGUCAAACCUACACGGAUGGACCAACUAUACGCCCUGCUACAGCCCGGAAGUUAUACAACUGUUUAGAAAGCUUUACGCCGGCGGUAGCGACGAUGAAGCGAAUGAUAAGAUUGACAUUGCCGAGCGGACGCGUACGCUGGAGACGGUGGGAUUUAGUCUUUCACUAGUAGCGUUAAUCAUUUCGUUAGUAAUAUUUUGUAAAUUUCGCGGUCUUCGCAACAACCGGACGAGAAUACACAAAAAUCUGUUCGUUGCCAUGGUGAUACAGGUGGUGAUCCGCCUAACCUUAUACAUCGACCAAGCGAUCAUACGCAGCGGGGGCAAAAAGUUCGGCAACGAAAGCUCCCGCCAGGGAAUCGAUAACACGCCGUUCCUCUGCGAAGCGUCGUACGUGCUGCUGGAGUACGCCAGGACCUGCAUGUUUAUGUGGAUGUUUAUAGAGGGAUUAUAUUUACACAACGUAGUGACGGUGACAGUAUUUCAGGGAAGGUUUCCACAUACGCUUUACGCCAUCGUGGGCUGGGGUGGCCCGGUCGUACUGACCGUCAUCUGGGCCAUCACCACCGCGCACUACAUCCGGCAGCAGAAAUGCUGGUGGGGUUACAACUUGACGCCUUAUUACUGGAUUUUGGAAGGUCCAAGAUUAGCAGUAGUCGUGUUGAAUUUUAUAUUUUUACUCAAUAUUAUACGUGUACUGAUCGUGAAGCUGCGCCAAAGCCACACGAGCGAUGUGGAACAGGUGCGGAAAGCGGUCCGUGCGGCGGUCGUCCUUGUGCCAUUGCUAGGAAUUACCAACAUACUCAACAUGACCCAAGCCCCGCUCGACAAGACGGCACUCGAGUUCGCCAUCUGGUCGUACGUGACGCACUUUCUCGUCUCCUUCCAAGGGUUUUUCAUCGCGCUGCUGUACUGCUUCCUUAAUGGCGAGGUACGGACGGCCCUGAUGAAAAGUAUCAGCGUGUAUCUUUCACUGCGCGGCCACCAUGAUUGGGCGGUACGGAGGCAAUCGCUCUUUUCCGCCGGUUAUCCCACGGUACCGGUCAAUGAGGCACCGCACGCCGGAGACGCAAAUCGCAACACCAACAGAAAUGCUGCCAGCAACAAUCUGCUGGCGGGUGCCAACAAUCAUACCGCCAACGGGGGCAUGGCCAGCAGUACCGCGCACGGUUACCGAUGCGGCUGGUUUAGCCGCUGCUUUUUAGUACAAAAACAUACCAACCCGUCCGCUCCGGAGCCGGCCCCACCCGAGUCAGUUGUGUUCGACAUUUCCGACUAG
Messenger RNA from Anopheles marshallii, 1611 nucleotides. RefSeq names its product PDF receptor (gene Pdfr). Gene Ontology annotation, molecular function: G protein-coupled peptide receptor activity. The coding region runs from base 1 to 1611 and encodes 536 amino acids. Lineage: Eukaryota; Metazoa; Arthropoda; Insecta; Diptera; Culicidae. The record is from RefSeq and is a predicted model, not a curated record. The transcript has 10 exons. Gene Ontology annotation, cellular component: plasma membrane. Gene Ontology annotation, biological process: cell surface receptor signaling pathway; adenylate cyclase-modulating G protein-coupled receptor signaling pathway.